UACAAUAGCUAUGUUUUUUAACUUUUGUCCUAAUAUUAAGGUUAUUGAGCAAAUUCACUCUAUUGCAAACCACAAAGCUAAUUUUUUUCGUCAUACGUACGUCAUAAGCUAAGCACGUUUAGUAAAAUCAUUUGAGCCAUAUAUAGCACGAGGUCUUCGACGAAGAGUUGAAAACAAAACAGUAACUCAAACGCAAAACUCCAUAAAAACCUCUGCCCCCACACAAGCCUUACUCACUCACUCAUCAUUAAUCAAUGCUUCAACUACACUCCUCUCUGUAAGAAACCUCGACACAACUUCAUUCUCUUUCCAAGUUUCAACAUUCCCCAGAAACCAAAGACAGACACUUUUUAAUCAGGCUUGAUCAGUCUCAAAGAACGAUGAGUACUAAGAAGAAAGGAAACAACUUUAAGCUUCUGACUUUGUUUCUUUUUCUCGGUACAUGCGUUGGAGACUACGGCAUUGGAGUAGGAAUCGGCGAAGGUGGAGUUUGGGUCGGCGGCGGCGGCGGCGGGAGCCCUAAUUCCGAUCCUGGCUCAUCUCCAAAGCAACAGACGAAUCCAGCUUACAGUGCACUCCAAUCCUGGAAAACCGCCAUUACAGAGGACCCAUCCGGUGUCCUCAAGACAUGGGUUGGUGAAGAUGUCUGCUCUUACAAAGGAAUCUUCUGCUCAGGCUCGUCCGUAACCGCCAUAGAUCUGAACAAAGCGAAUCUCAAAGGCUCUAUCGUCAAAGACCUCUCUCUCCUCUCGGAUUUAACCAUCCUCCACCUCAACAGCAACAGAUUCUCCGGCCAACUCCCAGAUUCUCUCAGAGCCUUGUCUUCUCUCCAAGAGCUCGAUCUCAGCAACAACAGAUUCUCAGGCUCUUUCCCUCAAAGUCUCUUCAACAAACAGCUAGACGCAAUUCUCCUCAACAACAACGGGUUCACCGGAGAAAUCCCCGGGAAUCUCGGAUCCUCGUCCGCCUCGCUGGUUAAUCUCGCCAACAACAGAUUAUCCGGCGAGAUUCCGACGAGUUUCGGCAUUUCCGGUUCGAAAUUAAAGGAGGUUCUGGUUUUGAAUAACCAGUUAACCGGUUGUAUACCGGAAUCGGUUGGAUUGUUUUCCGACAUUGAAGUGUUGGACGUUAGUUUCAAUUCGUUGAUGGGUCACGUCCCCGACACGAUCUCUUGCCUGUCGGAGAUCGAAGUGUUGAACCUCGGACACAACAAAUUCUCCGGGGAUCUUCCCGAUUUGGUCUGCUCUUUGAGGAAUCUGUUGAAUCUCACCGUCGCUUACAACUUCUUCUCCGGGUUUAGCUCCGAGUGUUCGAGAAUCAGCUUCGGGUUUGACUUCGUCGGGAAUUGUAUUCCCGGCAAGGGCUAUCAGCGGCCGCAGCCGGACUGCUCGGUGAUUCCCGGCGGCUCGUUGAGUUGCCUCAGGAUUCCGGCGCAGCCGCUGACGUGCGCUGCGAUCUUGGGACUGAAGGCGACUUCGUCUUCUCCAUGAAAAUAUUAAAGUUGGAAGCUUUUUGUUUCUCUUUGUUGUUUGCAAGAUUUGUUAUAUGCUUUGUGACUAUUAUUAUGAUAGAAAAUGCCAAAAAUGGUUUUAUCAGUUAAUUGUUAAUCAGGUGAUUUAGUUUUUUUUUUUAGUAUGAUUGAUUACUACAAAUCUAGAAGCUUAUUUCUGA
Messenger RNA from Brassica rapa (field mustard), 1671 nucleotides. RefSeq names its product leucine-rich repeat extensin-like protein 6. The record is from RefSeq and is a predicted model, not a curated record. Gene Ontology annotation, molecular function: actin monomer binding. Gene Ontology annotation, cellular component: cell cortex. NCBI's taxonomy places the organism in Eukaryota, Viridiplantae, Streptophyta, Magnoliopsida, Brassicales, Brassicaceae.